Racocetra persica is the source of this 706-nucleotide messenger RNA. The record is from the annotation of a GenBank genome assembly. NCBI's taxonomy places the organism in Eukaryota, Fungi, Glomeromycota, Glomeromycetes, Diversisporales, Gigasporaceae.
AAAUAUUAUAAAAUUAUCAAACGAUUCUGAAUACGAUGUACUUAAACAUAUCGCUGAUCUCUAUCCUAUUAUGCAAAUUGAUGAUGCUUAUUUUAAAGUAACUGGAUAUGAUGUCAUCACGCCUGGAUCUCUUGUUACAUUGGUGGUUAAAGUUAAAUACUUAGAUUCAGCUUCAGAAGCAAGCUAUAGAGAUGCUAAAAUGGCUGAAGCCAAAAUUGCCAAAGAUAACAAAGAUGAGUUACUUUAUGGUGGAGCAAAAAAUACUACAUCUGAUGAAAAAAGUCCUUUCGUGCAUGCUCCACAUUUAUCAAGAGACAAAAAACCUUAUUGGUGGAUUUUUAUGGCUGAUGAUAAAAGAGAUAAAGUUAUGAUUGAGCCCAUUAAAAUAACUGACAUUGUUACUAGUAAAACAUUUAAGUUCCAAUUUGCUGCCCCUCGCGAUCCAGGAUUAUAUACUUAUGUUGCAUAUAUUAAGAGUGAUUCAUACGUUGGAACUGAUAUUAAAAAGGAACUUCGUGUAAAUAUUUCUGUGCUUCCACCCGAAAAUGAAGUUGAAGAUGAUAUAUCAGAACCUGAAGAAGAUUCAUUCGCUGGACAGUUAAAACUAGCAAGAGAACAAGGAAUUUACUCAGUGGUGGCUGGUGCAAAUGGUAACGAAAAGAAGAAAGAAGAUAGCGAUAGUAGUGAUGAUAGUGAUGAUGAGUAA